Messenger RNA from Oppiella nova, 545 nucleotides. The record is from the annotation of a GenBank genome assembly. NCBI's taxonomy places the organism in Eukaryota, Metazoa, Arthropoda, Arachnida, Sarcoptiformes, Oppiidae.
CACGAGAACAUCUACUUGUGGGACAUAACCAACUCUAAGCUCAAGCUCGUGGCCUGGCCUCUGACCGCACUCCGCAGAUAUGGGUCAGACCUAACGAAGUUCACGUUCGAGGCGGGCAGACACUGUGCCACCGGUGAGGGUAUGUUUGUGUUCCACACUCUGGAGGGUGAGAAGAUCUACCGGAAGGUACAUCAGGCGACGCUCGCCAUCGCUGAGGCUCACCAUAAGAUGAAGAAACUGCCCACCAGUGCCUCCACAGAACUGCCGCCAAUGGAGACUCGGCUCAGAUUUACAGCAAAUUUAGUUUAAUUUAUUUCAUAUUCGUUUUCAUAUCAUCGAGACAUUCAUCUCAUUCUCCACAUGAAACUCAUCUCUCAUUCAGUUAUUCAUUAAAAAUAUUGUUAAUUAUAUGUUAACUAUUGAACGGUUCAAAAGGCAACAAAACAGUGGAUAUUAUUCGCAUAAUUGGGAGAAAACUUUUAAAAAGCCAAAAGUUGUGCUCGUUUUUGGUGAACACAACGAAUCCAAUUGUAUUUCGUUACGAC